This is a messenger RNA of Thamnophis sirtalis, 2058 nucleotides long. The record is from RefSeq and is a predicted model, not a curated record. NCBI's taxonomy places the organism in Eukaryota, Metazoa, Chordata, Lepidosauria, Squamata, Natricidae.
UAUUUAUUAGAGUUAAAAAAGGCAAAAACUACAAUUCCUGCCUUUUCUUUUCCAAUUCUGGAAGGAGAGUGGAUUUAGACUACCAGUUCAGGCCACAGAAAUCAUACUCCUUGACAAUUAUGUAAAUUUGGUAAAUAUGGUAUUGUGAAGAUCACCCUAACCCCAACCCCGUUCAUGAAUAUUUGAAAAGGAGAUUUCUCUACGAAACCAAAUAUAGCUAGCGCUCAACUUACAACAGUUUGUUUAGUGACCAUUACAAUGGCAUUGAAAAAAGUGACUUGUGACCAUGGCAGCAUCUCCAUGUUUAAGAGAUCGAAGCAGGAACGACGUGAGAGCCAGGACUUCAACAAGAACAGAUUUAUUGGAAACAAACAGGAGCUGACAGCGAUUCAAAACAUCAAUUUCCGCGCCAAGGUAAACAGCAUGCUAAAUGUUCAUCCUGAACUGUGAGCAUUAAUCUACAAUCAGUAUGAAGGAUUAUCCUUUGAAAUCUAAGGCCUGAAAUCUCAGACAAAAGAGACUAUAAAUAUUUUGAUAUGGAUUCAUAAAAGAGCCCCCAAACAAUCAAGCCUGAGAAAAAGAGUAUUUUUUUGAAUGUAGUGCAUUCAAAUAAUUUGGAGCUAUUUCAGAGUGCGAAGAACAUGGCCAUUAUUUUAUCUUUUUUCAAGAAGCAAAAAUUACUGUCAAAGACACAUCGCCUGGAUAUUGACAGCUUAAACGAGGUGAAGAACAAAUGGAAGAAUUUAGGAAUGGAUGAGGGGAUGGGGAAAUGUUUCAAAGAAGUAAUGAAGAACUUUCCAAAUGAGCCUUCGUGGGUAAUGAAAAAUGCUCAGAUGGUUCUCAAGGGAGAUGAUGGGAAAGUGCUCUCUUUUGCUUCAGGAAAAAAAGAAUGGAAAAUCAAUGUUUCUGCUGGAGACUACAAGUACCAUGUCAAAGCCCCAUCAAAAUCUGGAUAUCUGGCCAGAUUACGCUCUCGGCUGCAACCCCUUAGCACUGGACAUUUAGAAAAGGUGAAAAGAGACUUGGAGACAUUUGGCCCAUUGACUCAGGUUGAGAAGAGUUGCUUCGAGUUGGUACUCCAGAGGUUCCCCCAGAAACCGAGUCAAAUACAAAAUAAUGCCCAGAUAAAAUUCAGCUUUGACAUGGAUGGAGAAAAUGUGGAAUAUGUAUUCAUCUCAGGGGAAGGAGAUUACAAACUGGACGUUACUCAUUCCAAUGGGCAACCUCAGUACCGUGAACUACAUACAAGUUUAGGCAACAAACUAGAGAAUUUCUCGUGUUCUCUUCAAACACUGGACGUUGGCAACUUGAGGGGAAUUAAAAGUGAAUUAGCCCAAUUGGAUUUGCUAACCGACAGCCUCAAAUCAUGUUUUAAUAUCCUUGUGGAUAAGUUGCCUGAAUAUCCUGGCAUCAAUAAGAAUCUCCAAAUUGAUUUCACCUGCUAUGAGCAAGGCCUAUCUGUAAACUCCGAAGAUUGGAAGAUCAUCGCACAGUGUAAAGACGGAAAAGUAGAUUUCAACUUCGAAUCACAAACUUGGGACAUGUUUCUAAAGCAGAAUUUUUACCCUUGUAAAACACAUGAGCUCACUGUGGAAAAACUGGAGGGAAUGAGGACAAAAGUCCGAAAUCUGUUGGGAGUACCUCAGAGUGUCCAUGACAGAAUCAACAAAGCACUAGAUACAUUUCGCAAGGAAAUAUCAUGUUUGCAAAAGAAUGCUCGCCUUAUUAUUCGGUGUGACCAAGGAGAGAUGGUUUUCAAAUCUGGCAAAGGGGAGAACAUAAUUGAUACAUUCAACACUGGUGGUGUCAUCCAUUGUAAGAUAUAUCGUACUUUGGCAAUUACCAUACUGAUGUUCAUAUGGAGGUUGCCUAAACACAUUCCAGAUAUUUUAACUGCAGUACGUUUUUUGCUACCUUGUUUGGGAUGUCCCGUUCAUUGAGGCCAUUACUUGGGAUAAAGCUAUUUCAGUGAGGGGUAAAUUGUAUUGAACAAUGAUUGCUGUAGGAACAUCAUUAUUGCCACGUGUUUUAAAUAUGCAUUAAAAACUUUUUCUAACA